AUGUCUGGGCAUGGGGUGAACCCAAUUCCCGACACAUUCUCGUCGUCGCACCAUUACUUGAAUUCCUUCGUGUUCCCGCUUCUCGAAGAAACACACGCCGAUCUCCGCACGAACAUGCUGAGUGUGCACUCUGCACCCUUCUGCGAAAUAUACGACGUCGAAAUAUCGAAAGGAUUCAACAUUCCUAAGAACUUACAAUACUUGAUGGUUUUGAAAAAAUCGGGAAAUAGCGACAGCAGUACUCCCUUAGGGAAGUAUAAACCCGAGUCUGGCGAUUUAAUCGCGAUAACCGAUGUGAGACCAAAGUGCAUUGACGAUUUGAACAGGCCGAAAGUAUCGUACCUUGUUGCUGUAGUUCAAGGCAUGAAGGAAAAGAAUCUUAUCAAGAUUCCGAUCCUCUCGUCGAAGGUUAUUGAAUUCGAUAGGGAAAGGGGUAGAAUGGGAAAUAGAGUACUGUUUGCCGUGUAUCUUACGAACUUAACGACAAACAGGCGGAUAUGGAGCGGUUUGCAUCCCGGCGAAGGUGGAAAUAUGAACAUCAUUAACUCUGUUCUUAAUAUCAAUCCAUCCUUGUGUAAUGUACAGGUAGAAGAGAAUUGUACGCUUUGCUUGUCUACGAAAACCGAGAGCAUUAACGUGUUAAAGUCUAGAGAAGUUAUAAACUCAUUUGGGCUUGACGAUUCCCAAAAAGGUGCGGUUUCGAAUUGCAUUGCGUUGACUGAAUGCCGACAUGAAAAUAGGGUGAAGCUGAUAUGGGGCCCACCCGGAACCGGAAAAACGAAAACGGUGGCUUCAUUAGUAUUCACCCUUUUAAAAAUGAAGUGCAGGACACUGACCUGUGCUCCAGCUGUAAUGGGAGUUGCAAAGCGGUUGAUGAGUUGUCUGAGUUGUACGUUGGAGUAUGAUACUUACGGAUUGGGCGAUAUAGUUUUGUCUGGAAACGGUGAGAGAAUGAAGAUUAACGAGCACGAAGAUUUGUACGAUGUGUUUCUUGAUUAUCGUAUUUCCGUACUACGUCACUGUUUCGCACCGUUGACUGGUUGGAAAGGUUGUCUUGAUCAAAUGAUGUCCCUACUUGAAAACCCUCAGAGAACGCAAGGAGCUUUUGAAAUGGUGAUAAUCGACGAAGCCGCACAGCUUAAGGAGUGCGAGUCGGCUAUUCCGUUGCAGCUACCUGGUCUUCGCCAUGCUGUACUUGUCGGCGAUGAGAAACAACUCCCAGCUAUGGUUAUAAGCAAGAUAUGUGAGAAAGCUGGAUUCGGGAGGAGUUUGUUCGAGAGGCUUGUGAUGUUAGGACACAACAAACACCUUCUCAAUAUUCAGUAUCGAAUGCAUCCUUCCAUUAGUUUGUUUCCGAAUAACGAAUUCUACGGAAACCGAAUUAGCGAUGGUCCAAAUGUUAGAGAAAGAGCCUACGAAAAAAGAUUUAUCGAAGAAAAAAUAUACGGCUCGUUUUCUUUCAUAAAUAUAACCAAUGGGAAAGAGGAGUUCGAUAACCGGCAUAGUCGGAGGAAUAUGGUGGAGGUCUCUGCUGUUGCUGAGAUAGUGUCCAAGCUCUAUAAAGAAUGUACGAAAUCGAAGAAAAGGGUCCGUGUAGGUUGUAUAUCGCCAUACAAAGCACAAGUAUUUGCAAUUCAAGAAUCCCUUCGAAAGGCUAAUUAUAGCACCGAUGCAAAAGACUUGUUUUCGGUAAAUGUGCGAUCUGUUGACGGUUUUCAAGGUGGCGAAGAAGAUAUUAUUAUUAUUUCUACCGUUCGAUGCAAUGGGAAUGGAUUGGUUGGUUUUCUCGAUAAUCGCCAAAGAGCCAAUGUAGCUCUGACUAGGGCCAGGCACUGCCUUUGGAUAUUGGGCAGCGGCGCAACUUUGUUAAACAGCGGUUCGAUUUGGCAAAAGUUAGUGAUGGAAGCUAAAAAUCGGGGCUGUUUUUAUAAUGCUUACGAGGAUAAAAAUUUGUCGCUCACUAUUAGCAACUCACUAAUCGAGCUUCGACAAAUGAAUUCGUUGUUCAGUGUGGACUCUACACUGUUCAAAUUGGCUAUCUGGAAGGUAUACGAUAUGAACCGUCACAUUACAGCCACAAUGUAUAUAUACUUUCUGGUGAAGCUUUCGAACGGGUGGCGUCAGCGAGAGAAGAAAGACGAAAAUGCCCCUAGUUCCUCUUCUCAGCUACUUGAAUUGUAUGAUGUGAAGGGGACAAUAAAACUUGCAUGGACUAUUGAAAUAAUGAGGCAAAAUUCGGUGGAAACUCAAGUUAUCAAAGUAUUGGAUGUCUUGCCUCAGUCGGAAAUCGAACAGCUGUCGAAGAAAUUCGAUGCUUCUUUGGGGAACUACACUAUGAAUCAAAUGAGCCGUUGUCUGUGCAAACAAAAUCAAAGGGGGUUAAUAAUUCCGAUGACAUGGCCAAUUAACGAUGCACCGAGUACAACUAGCAACGAGCUAGCUACUCGGCUAGCAGCAAUCUGCUUGAGGAACAAUAAUCAGCCUAGAUCAUCUCCCAAAACAAGGGGAUUGAUGGUUCCGUCGACAUGGGAGGUUGAUGGCGGGAAGGUUACUACUUACGAGGCAGCAUCAAUCACUUGGAGAGAGAAUCACGCGCACACAACAAGAUAUUGA
Messenger RNA from Erythranthe guttata (spotted monkey flower), 2613 nucleotides. The record is from RefSeq and is a predicted model, not a curated record. NCBI's taxonomy places the organism in Eukaryota, Viridiplantae, Streptophyta, Magnoliopsida, Lamiales, Phrymaceae.